Messenger RNA from Colletotrichum lupini, 1791 nucleotides. RefSeq names its product major facilitator superfamily transporter. Gene Ontology annotation, biological process: transmembrane transport. Lineage: Eukaryota; Fungi; Ascomycota; Sordariomycetes; Glomerellales; Glomerellaceae. The coding region runs from base 1 to 1791 and encodes 596 amino acids. The transcript has 2 exons. The record is from RefSeq and is a predicted model, not a curated record. Gene Ontology annotation, molecular function: transmembrane transporter activity.
AUGGCGCAAGAAAAGGCAGCCAACGAUAUUGGCGAGCCUCCCGUCCACACGAGAAUACCAUACUGGCGCAUAGUCACCGAUCAAGCAGGGAUAACACAGGAAGUAGCCGACUAUCGAUAUCCUGGGUCCGGCACAGAAGCAGAUCCCUUCUUGGUGCAAUGGAUUCCCAACGAUCCCAGGAACCCAAUGCUAUUUAGCAAAGCGACAAAAUGGUUCAUCACAUUCAUGGUGUCGUUGACCACAUUAGCAGUAGCGCUGCUCUCAUCAGCCUACACGGGCGGCAUACGCCAAAUCAUCAUUGAGUUCGGCAUCUCCCAGGAAGUCGCGACUUUGGGCGUGUCCCUAUUCGUUCUCGGAUUCGCCAUUGGUCCUUUACUCUGGGCACCGCUCAGUGAACUCUUUGGACGCCAGUCGCUCUUCUUCGGCACCUAUGCCAUCCUCACGGCAUUCAACGCCGGUUGCGCCGGCGCCAACUCAGCCACAACCCUCAUCGUCCUCCGCUUCUUCGCCGGUGCCUUUGGCUCAUCUCCACUCGCCAACUCGGGCGGUGUCAUCGCCGACAUGUUCCCGGCCGCUGACAGAGGCUUGGCGAUGGCGUUGUUUGCUGCCGCGCCGUUCCUCGGACCUGUUUUGGGACCCAUCAUCGGUGGAUUCCUCGGAGCCGCGGCGGGCUGGCGAUGGGUCAUGGGUUUCUUGGCUGCGUUCUCUGGGACCCUUUGGCUUCUGGGUACCGCCCUCGUCCCCGAGACCUAUGCGCCGUAUCUGCUUCGGCAGCGAGCUGCGAAGCUGUCCAAGAUGACUGGCAAGGUCUACGUCAGCAAGAUUGAACACGAGCAGGGCAAGAUCAGUCUGGCAGAGUCGUUCAAGACGGCCCUAUCGAGGCCCUGGAUCCUGCUGUUCCGUGAGCCCAUUGUAUUGCUCCUGUCGCUUUACAUGGCCAUCAUUUACGGAACUCUCUACAUGCUGUUUGCGGCCUUCCCUAUCGUCUAUCAACAAGAACGAGGAUGGUCACAGGGAAUUGGCGGACUUGCCUUCCUUGGCAUCAUGGUCGGCAUGGUUUUCGCCAUCAUUUACACACUACCCGAGAACGGUCGGUACAAGCGAGUACAAGAGAGAAACGGCGGAUUUGCUCCUCCGGAAACCCGUCUUCCAUCAGCCAUGGUUGGAGGCGUGGCGAUUCCCAUCGGUCUAUUCUGGUUUGCUUGGACCAACAAUGCCGACAUCCACUGGAUGGUCAGCAUCGCCGCCGGCGUACCGUUCGGAUUCGGAAUGGUUUUGCUGUUCUUGAGCGUCAUGAACUACCUUAUCGACGCUUACACCAUCUUCGCGGCGAGUGUACUCGCCGCCAACUCCGUUAUCCGCAGUUGCUUCGGCGCUGCGUUCCCUCUGUUCACGACCUACAUGUAUAAAGAUCUCGGCACGAACUGGGCGUCAUCAAUCCCCGCGUUCCUGGCUCUCGCUUGCGUUCCGUUUCCGUUCUUGUUCUACAAGUAUGGUCCCGCAAUCCGAGCACGCUGCAAGUUUGCCGCACAAUCAGAGGCUUUCAUGGCGCGGUUGCGGGAAGAGGAUACGUCGUCUUCAGACAAGGAGCCGGAAGUUAGCGAUGCGGGGCAUUCCGAUGGCCGCAGUGGACAUGGCGGCUUUCACGGCAUCCGAGUGGUCAAUUGGAGGCCUGGCAUGUCAUCUGCCUUUUGUCGUGGCACCGUUUCGACCUGCGCUUUUCAUCCAUCGUCUCAUGGCAACAGGAGCAACUCCGCAGCCGGAGAUCAUCUUUUGCUGGGUCAUGAGUAG